AUGUGCAUCGAGAUCGGACGCGUGGUAGUCUACUUUCUCGGUUCGCUGCUCUUCUUACUUGGCUCCAUCUACUUUUACCCUGAGUACUCCGUCAUGUGGAGCGGCAGCGCUGGUGUAUUUGCUAGUUGGUGUUUUGUGAUCGGCUGUAUUUUCUUCUUUACGGGCGCCAACCUCGACUUUAUCCAGACUAUACGCUACAACCAUGCACAAUUUAAGUUUUGGAUUGAAUUACAUGAGUGGUAG
Messenger RNA from Plasmopara halstedii, 243 nucleotides. RefSeq names its product YrhK domain. Lineage: Eukaryota; Oomycota; Peronosporomycetes; Peronosporales; Peronosporaceae. The coding region runs from base 1 to 243 and encodes 80 amino acids. The record is from RefSeq and is a predicted model, not a curated record. The transcript is spliced from 2 exons.